GAAGAAGAGGAGGAGUUGAUAAUUUGGAUGCUCAGUUCGGUGUUCAUCAUGAGAGAGCAGGUGGAUGUGAUUCAUUCUGGAGAACAGCAGAUGCUGCAGACACCAGUGAAGAUUGAAGUGAAACAGGAGGAGAUAAAAAAGGAAAUCACAACAGAAGAACAACAGGGUGAUGAAGAUGAAAACACAACAGAAGAACAACAGAGUGAUGAAGAUGAAAACACAACAGAGGAACAACAGAGUGAUGAUGAUGAACAGAAGCUGCUGCAGACACCAGUGAAGAUUGAAGUGAAGCAGGAGGAGAUUAAAGAAGAAGAAACCACAGAGGAACGACAGACUGAUGAAGAUGAUGAUGAUUUUAUUCCUGCUGAUCUGAUGGAAGUGAGAGAGGAACGUGAAAAACUGAGUGACGUGGAGGACGAACAGCAUGAUUUUAUAACUGGAGAAAAAUCUUUGAGUGGCUCAAACACUGAAAAGAAUUUCUCACCCAAAAAGACUCGAAGAAGAGCAGCCAAGAAAUCUUUCACCUGCUCUCAGUGUGGAACGAGUUUCACAUGUAAAAGCAAUCUUGAUGUACACAUGAGAAUUCAUACUGGAGAGAGACCUUUCACGUGCCAUCAGUGUGGGAAAACUUUCGCAUGUAAAAGCCAUCUUAAUAAACACAUGAGUGUUCAUUCUGGAGAGAGACCUUACACGUGCCGUCAGUGUGGAAAGAGUUUCAGAUGUAAAAGCAAUCUUGAUAAACACAUGAGAGUUCAUACUGGAGAGAGACCUCACACGUGCCAUCAGUGUGGAAAGUGUUUCACACGUAAAAGCCAUCUUGAUAAACACAUGAGUGUUCAUACUGGAGAGAAACCUUACACGUGCCAUCAGUGUGGGAAGAGUUUUGCACGUAAAAGCUAUCUUAAGAAACACAUGAGAAUUCAUACUGGAGAGAAACCUUACAUGUGCCAUCAGUGUGGAAAGAGUUUUGCAGAUGGAGGACAUUUCAAGUGUCAUCUCUUUUAUCACUCUGGAGAAAAGUUAUUUGAAUGUGAUAAGUGUGAUAAAAGAUUUGUUCUGGCACAGUCCCUAAAACAACAUCUGAAAACUCACACAAAUGAGAAGCCUUACACGUGUUCAUUUUGUGGAAAGAGUUUUGCACACGUGUCCUAUUUGAAAAAGCACCAGAAUAUUCAUACCAGUGUGGGGGCUCAUAUGUGCUUUGAAUGUGGGAAGUCCUUUAUUACAGCCGGCAUCUUGAAACAGCACCAAAGAAUUCAUACUGGAGAGAAACCAUACAAGUGAUCACACUGUAAUGCUGCGUUCACACCGGAUCGCGAAUAGCGCGUCAGGCGCGAGUGAUUUCAAUGUUAAGUCAAUGCAAAGACGCGUUACGCGCGUAAAAAAUUCCUGCGGCGCGAAUGAGGCAUAGAGCGCGGCGCGGUAGACGCGAAUACGCCUCAUUCGCGCGUAUUGAGCGUCUGGUGCGUUACGCGCGAAUGGUGCAUUUUGUGCAUUCACGCGUUUGACGCGAAUUCGCGUCUGCCGCCCGAGUUGAAAAAUCUGAACUUUGGCGUCAAUUCGUGCCGCGUUAACCAAUCAGGAGCCUAGCUGCCUGCUGUCACUCAGGAGGUAAAGUGACGUAAACUCCCGCUCGGAAUCUUUCAUUAUUAUUGUAAUGUAAAGACAACCAACAUUAGUGUCUGGACAGUGUUGAAUAAGGAAAAAACACAGGACAGGUUAAUUACUUUUGGAGGCUGGCUCCAUUUAUCAUCAAAACAAAAAUAAAUAAAUAAUUUAACCUGAUAUACUACCAUGGAAAACCUGACAUUUUUAAAAAGUCUCAACUUAAUAAAUGUGCAUGUUGUGGACCUGACAUCCUGGAACUGGGGCUGACAACCUGGGAAAAAAAAUACAAAAUAUAAUAAUAAUGGACUAUUUUUAGAUAGUUUAGCUCUUUAUAGGUUUGUGGGUGGCUCUUAAAAGAGCCGUUGUGGGGAAGUCAUGAGGAGGACUUCAAACGCUACUCCGUCGGCUGCCAUGGUACUGCUCCCUCCGUCGAGAAGUGUGCCAUGAAGACAUCCCUCACCCGGAGUGCCUCUCUGGAGGAGUUGUUGGCCGCAACCCGACCCAGACCUGGCAGUGGCUCCUCUCCAGCAUGUCCCGCAUCCCUCGCUGUACGGCCCAAGUACGGCGACGACGACCCAUACGCCGCUGUUCUGCUCUCCAGAGCAAAUACAGAGCGGUGACUCUCUCCACGAAUGCUCGAUCAACAUCAGCCAUCUUGUAAAAAGAUGGCCGUCAACGGGUUUCGCCUCUGGAGUUUCAUCGGAUUUCGCCUCCGACGCGCGUCACGCGCGUAAAUUUCGCUUCAAACUUUUGUUUUUUACGCGCGUCAAUUUUGCUCUUGAUGCGUGAAUGGAUUCAAAGUGGUCAAGCGUAUAACUAGACGCGGUAGGCGCGAAUUUGACGCGCUAUUUGCGUCCGGUGUGAACGCAGCAUAAAAAGAGUUACACUCAGUCACAAAACCUGAAAACACACGAGAGAAUUCAUACUGGAGAGACACCAUACCACUGCUCUUCAUCUAAUGUAAAAAAAUUGCCCAACAAGUCACAGCUAGUGGUCGAUCGAUAAGGAUUUUUAAAUGGGACACCGUUUGUGUAUAUCAGAAGAAAUGGCGUUUCAUCAGACUAGACUGUCUUUUUCCUGUCUUUAACUGUCCAGUUUUGAUGAUUCUGUGUCGACUGCAGUCUCUGCUUUCUGUUCUUGAUUUAAUUAUCAUUUACUCAGUCUAAUAAUCAAAGUGCAAAUGUGUGGAAAAAUGCAGCUUAACUUCUCUAGGGAGAAUUACUGCCUUUCUGUGAAUGACCCAGAACAAAUGUGGGUAUUGAUACUAAAGGGAUGAUCAAAUGUUUUAAUUAGAACAAAAUUAGGCACUGUCUGGUACCUGUCUGAAAGAGUCAGAGGACCCAUGUGCGUUAAUUAGUGCUAGAAACGAGAUGAAACAAAUGUAUGUGGGUGUGCACACAUUUCCCAUCUUACAGGAUUGUGUGUAACUAAUGACUGUAAUAAGGGAAAUAAUUCCAUAUACUAAUCAAAUUCAUGCAGAAAGUAAUGAUUGUUAGUUAAUAUAAAAUAUGUAACCAUAUGAAGUGAUUACAGUGUGUUUUAUGCAUUUAAAAUGAAAUAUGCUUUUGCCAUCAUUGAAGCAAGUUGGGUCAGGAUGACCAGCUGGAAGGGAGACUGUGAUGAUGACACUAGGGGGGCAUGAGAUGAUUUUAUUGGAUGAAGAGGCCAUCACUCAAAGAGAGGGGGUGGAACAGAAGCUGUAUAAAGGAUGCAUGAUUCUGAAGUGUCAUUUCAGAUGCUAGAUGAUCAGAUGGCAUCUCGGCUUUGUUCAAUAAAGUCUAAUCUUUGACAUCUGGAACCCUGGAGAGUUUUCUUACUGAGAGGAAAAGGAUCUUCAAUAUUCCACGACACUCACUGGAUGUUGCAUCUUUAGCAACA
Molecule: messenger RNA, 3486 nt
Organism: Xyrauchen texanus (razorback sucker)
Lineage: Eukaryota; Metazoa; Chordata; Actinopteri; Cypriniformes; Catostomidae
Product: gastrula zinc finger protein XlCGF28.1-like
Exons: 3
Coding region: 28-1284 (418 amino acids)
Biological process (GO): regulation of transcription by RNA polymerase II; central nervous system development
Cellular component (GO): nucleus
Molecular function (GO): RNA polymerase II cis-regulatory region sequence-specific DNA binding; DNA-binding transcription factor activity, RNA polymerase II-specific
Source: RefSeq, a predicted model, not a curated record